UGACAAGGAUCCGGGUAUCAGGCUCUUUGGAAGGAAUAUUCCGUUGCCGGAAUGUCAGAUUCCGGCGAGCUCUCAGAUGGGUUGUCAGAUUCAGGCCAAUUCUGCAACCAUGAAUGCUCGCAGUAGCUUAAAGAAAACAGAAGAUGAAAAGCCUCCUACUCAAAACUCUGAGCAACCAGAGAAUUCUUCUGAUUCAAAGGAUAGGAAACAUGAGUCCCAACAUAAUGUGCAAGAAAAUGAUUCUGAAGUUAAUACCAAGCUUGUGGAAGAUAAUAUGGAGAGUAGCAGCACAGAUCAAGAUAAAAUCUUUAAGAAACCAGACAAGAUUCUUCAUUGUCCAAGAUGCAACAGUUUGGACACUAAAUUUUGUUAUUUCAACAACUACAAUGUCAAUCAACCUCGGCAUUUCUGCAAGAAUUGCCAAAGGUAUUGGACUGCUGGUGGAACAAUGAGAAGUGUUCCUGUGGGUGCUGGGAGACGGAAGAAUAAGCACCUAGUUUCUCAAUACCGGCAUGUCAUUGUAGCUUCUGAUGGAAAUCCAACAACCAUGUUAGAAACCAAAGACUCAUCUUGUCACCAAUUUGUCUCAACCCAAUCUGCUUCUGUUUUCAGGUCUUCAACAGAUAAUGGUACUGUUUUGAAAUUCGGUCCGGAUACCCCUCUUAGUAAAUCCAUGGAGUCAAUGCUUAAUCUUGGAGACCAGAAAAGAAGUGUUGAUGCAAGCUCUAUAAAUUGCGCGGAAAAUGGGGAGGAAGAGGUAUCCUUGUGUGGAUCUUCUGUGACAAAUGCUUUUACUCAAGGAAAUGAACUAUCAGAACAUAAUACAUCAAAACCUUUGCAGUGUUACCCUGUUCCUCCUUGGGUAUUUCCUUGGAAUCCAGGUUGGAACAAUGUUCAUCAAUCUUCACUGAACAUGUGUAGUAACCCUUAUAUCACUGAUCCUGGUGCAAUGCAGUGGUGUCCCACACCAAUGGUGGCAGUUCCAACCAUUUGCCCACCAAGCAUUCCAUUGCAAAUUUUUCCUGGAUCAUAUUGGAGUGGAACACAAGUGUGGACUAAUGCAACAGGAACAGUUUCAAUAGGUUCCAAUGGUUGCCUUUCACCUUCUUCUUCUACUAGUAACAGCUGCUGUUCAGGCAAUAAUGGCUCCCCAACACUUGGCAAACACAAUAGAGAUACUAUUUUCACAGAUGAAGAGAAGUCAGAGAUGUGUGUUUUGGUUCCAAAGACCCUUAGAAUUGAUGAUCCAAAUGAGGCCUCAAAAAGUCCUAUAUGGGCUACAUUAGGUUUCAAGCAACAAUCUAUAUCACAAGAUGGUAUUUCCAAAAUAAAUGAACCUAAAGGAGAAGGCAAAGACCGUGUAUUGGGUGUGUCUCAAGUCUUGAAAGCUAACCCUGCAGCUAUUUCUCGUGCUUAUGCAUUCCAAGAGAGCAUGUGAAGAGUUUCUAGCUUCAAGUUUUGGAUUGACAACUUCAGUCUGAUAAUCUUGUGCAUAUUGCUGGCUUUUGGUUCAACAUGCAGAAAAUCUGUUUUGCAAGUUGCAUUAG
This is a messenger RNA of Gastrolobium bilobum, 1547 nucleotides long. Its product is annotated as cyclic dof factor 1-like. Lineage: Eukaryota; Viridiplantae; Streptophyta; Magnoliopsida; Fabales; Fabaceae. Bases 77 to 1438 code for a protein of 453 amino acids. Gene Ontology annotation, biological process: regulation of DNA-templated transcription. The record is from RefSeq and is a predicted model, not a curated record. The transcript has 2 exons. Gene Ontology annotation, molecular function: DNA binding; DNA-binding transcription factor activity.